AGCUACCUGACACAAACCAAACAUCCGGGAGAAAUUUAGACAUCCCAUAAACCUGGGGAUGCUGGGGGCAAAUUUAAAUCUAACAAAAGACGAGGAAGAGUAAAGAAGAAACAAAGUGCAGAGCAAGACUGCUGGAUGAUGCAAAGGACAACACCACGUCUUUGAUCUCCCUGCUAUAAGGCUGGAUCUGAAAAUUGCAAUUCAGAUCCUGUCUCAAUUGUUUGAAAUUUAUUCAACCCAAUCUUUUCCUCUACAUAAUAUAAAAAGAGAAUCGAAAAAGUAAAUGGCAGCCGUUGAAGUUCAUCAGUUUGCUCAGUGCAUCACUUGCCAUGCUUGGAGCGCGGAUCGAUCUAUGAUUGCAUUGUGUCCAAACAACAAUGAAGUUCACAUAUAUAGAUUGUCCCAAGACAAGUGGGAGAAGGUCCAUGUUCUGCAAAAGCAUGACCAGAUUGUUUGUGGGAUAGAUUGGAGUGCGAGAUCAAACAGAAUUGUUACUGCAUCUCAUGAUCGAAAUUCAUAUGUCUGGAACCAAGAAGGAUCAGAAUGGGUACCGACCCUUGUUAUACUCAGGCUAAACCGUGCUGCACUUUGUGUGCAGUGGAGCCCAAAAGAGAACAAGUUCGCUGUUGGAAGUGGGGCUAAAACUGUUUGUAUAUGCUACUAUGAGCAAGACAACAACUGGUGGGUCAGUAAACUUAUCAGGAAAAGACAUGAUUCCUCGGUGACAAGUGUUGCAUGGCAUCCUAAUAAUAUUCUUCUUGCGACGACAUCUACAGAUGGAAAAUGUCGAGUGUUUUCCACUUUUAUUAAAGGUGUUGAUACAAGGGAUUCCAAAGCAGGCUCUGUCUCAGAUUCAAAAUUUGGAGAGCAAAUUGUUCAGCUUGAUCUCUCGUUUUCCUGGGCAUUUGGUGUGAAGUGGUCGCCUAGUGGCAAUACCUUGGCUUACGUAGGACAUAAUUCCAUGAUUUAUUUUGUUGAUGAUGUUGGUCCAUCUCCAUUGGCCCAGAAUGUUGCAUUUCGCGAUUUACCUCUCCGUGAUGUCUUAUUUGUUUCUGAGAAAAUGGUCAUAGGAGUGGGAUUCGACUGCAACCCUAUGGUUUUUGCAGCAGAUGAAAGAGGAAUAUGGAGCUUUAUCAGGUUCCUUGGUGAAAGAAAAUCAACACUUUCAGGUUCAAGAUACAGUUCACAGUUUUCUGAAGCAUUUGGAAAAUUUUAUGGCCAAUCAAAGUCUGGAGCGAGCAAUGAUGGCAUUGAACCUUCAAGGUCACGUGGAGGCAUUCACGAGAAUUGCAUUAGUUGUAUUAUGUCUCUUACAGAAUCAGGGAGUUCUAGAAAAACACGCUUCAGCACUUCAGGAUUGGAUGGUAAAGUAGUUGUUUGGGAUUUGGAGAACCAGGAAGAUCUAUCUGGGUAUCUGUAAGCAGUUUCUGAUAUGGAACGGGACGAUGCUCAAUCUGGUACAAAGUAGUUGGGUGGGUAGUUCUCUCAUAGAAAGUCUUGAACAAUGGUUUUUGUCUAGAACACUUGCAUAUGUAUUUGUAAGAAAACUUUUGCCAGUUGUAUUUCAUCACCGGUUGAAAUAAUAAUCUCUUUAUUAAAAAAAAUAAAUCCCACUCCCAGCUA
Populus euphratica (Euphrates poplar) is the source of this 1623-nucleotide messenger RNA. RefSeq names its product actin-related protein 2/3 complex subunit 1B-like. Gene Ontology annotation, cellular component: actin cytoskeleton; Arp2/3 protein complex. NCBI's taxonomy places the organism in Eukaryota, Viridiplantae, Streptophyta, Magnoliopsida, Malpighiales, Salicaceae. The transcript is spliced from 15 exons. Gene Ontology annotation, biological process: Arp2/3 complex-mediated actin nucleation. The record is from RefSeq and is a predicted model, not a curated record. The coding region runs from base 284 to 1420 and encodes 378 amino acids. Gene Ontology annotation, molecular function: actin filament binding.